This is a messenger RNA of Cydia fagiglandana, 5204 nucleotides long. RefSeq names its product DNA repair protein complementing XP-C cells homolog (gene Xpc). The transcript has 10 exons. Bases 155 to 3706 code for a protein of 1183 amino acids. The record is from RefSeq and is a predicted model, not a curated record. Gene Ontology annotation, biological process: nucleotide-excision repair; mismatch repair. Lineage: Eukaryota; Metazoa; Arthropoda; Insecta; Lepidoptera; Tortricidae. Gene Ontology annotation, molecular function: damaged DNA binding; single-stranded DNA binding. Gene Ontology annotation, cellular component: nucleus; cytoplasm; nucleotide-excision repair factor 2 complex.
UUGUUACGGACCCCGAAAUUUCAUAACAUUUUUUUGUUAUUUGUCAAACAAGCAUGCUUUUUUGUACGACUUGCCGGGUAUUUUAGAAAUAGUUGCUAAUAUUCACUUGGAUUUGUCUAUAAGUGUUAUUUCAUACAGUAUUCAGUGGUAAAACAUGCCAACGACUCGUAAAAAAGUAAUCAAGACCGUUUACAAAGAUGAAAACGACAGCGAGCCCGAGGAAACAGGAGAUUUUAGCGACUCGGGGUCCGAUGCCAAAAUAACUGACGUCUCCAGCUCCGAGGACGAAGAGCAAGCCGUGUCGUCAGGAGAAGAAUUUGAAGACGAAGACACGAAGGGUAGUAAAGCAAAAAAAUCAGCACCGAAAAGAAAGCCGCAAUUUGCGAAAAACUUCAUUAAGAAGAUUCGCGAUGAACCUCAAGAUGGUUCGGAUGAGAAUGCUGCCGUAAAAGCGUUUUCAGUGAAGGAUUUGACUGAUGCUGAUAAAUUGCUGCCAUCUUUCCUCAACCUGUCAGAAAGUGAUAGUAGUGAUGAUGAAUCUCCCAGAAAACCACCAAGUUUACCUGCCAACACCACCUUCUCGUCAGCUAAUGAUGCAGACAGCGACCAUGAAACUAAAAUGGAGUAUCAAGAUGUAUGGUCUAAAAACAUACCUGACAACAGUGAGGAGAUUGCGCAAAAGACUUUCAAAGAAUUGGAAAUCCACAAAACAAAAGUUGAAGAGACAAAAGCUUCAAUCCUCAAUUACACAGCCAAGAGCUCCUCCAAGGCCUUUGAUGUGAAGGAUCUGUUGGCUCAGGGAGAGGAUGUGCUACCUGAGUCCAAAGAAGUAAAGAAAAGUAAAAAAAAGAAGAAACAAAAUGACAGUGACUCGGAAAUGGAGGACUGGGAAGAGGUGAAAGAGUCAAAAGCACUACCAGCGUCAGGAUUGCAGGUGGUCGUAGACUUCCCCGACGCUGCCCACAGGAAAUCUAAAAAGAUAGACCUUGAAAUGAUGAUGAAAAGAAAAAUGAACAGAGUCAAAAAAGAGUAUCAAGUGUACAUGCACAAGGUCCAUGUUCUAUGCUGGUUAGGCCACGGGAAUUAUGUAAGCUCAGUUUUAAAUGAUCAGGAUAUAAUGAGUGCCGUGUUAUCGUUGGUUCCUUCAAAAGAAUGCUACCCAGGUGAACGAGUUGAUGUGAAGUAUGUUGAACAGAUAACAAAAUGGUUUCAGAACAAAAUAACUUUAAAACAAGAUAAACAUGAAAACAAGUUCAAACCUAAAGCGCCGCCUCUUAAAGAAAUCUUAUUAAAAGAGAUUAAAAACAAGACGGUGUCAACAAAGAAGUUCAUGUUCUUUAUUUUUGUCAGUAUGUUAAGGGCUCUCGGCCUCCAGUGUCGAGUCAUGUUCAACUUUGUGACAUUGCCAAUCAGACCGCCCAGUUCCGAACUAUGUUCUCUUUCUACCAAACCAAAAGACGAAAAGAAGAAUGUGGAGCCUAAAAACGAAGAUACAAAAAAAUCGGCUCCUAAAAAAGGAUGCAAAUCUAAAAGCAAAUCAAAACAGAGCAUUGCUCAAAUUGAUGGAAACUAUGAUAGUGACAUGGAUGUGGAUGAUAGCUAUUAUAGUGACACGAACAUUAUGCAAAUUGAUGGAAAUGAUGAUGGUAAUAUUGAAACAGCAAAAGGUCGUAAACCUAGGCGAAGUAAAGCGGCUAUAGCCUUGGAACUCACAGGAAAGGCGGAGGAUGUUUCACCACCUAAAAGAGCAAGAAGAAGUGUUGCCAAUCCCUCAAACUCUGAACCAUUGAAAAGUGUAUCCGAGGAUAAAACAUUACCUAAGAGAAGAAACAGAAAAGCCAGUGAAGAUAAAGCUAAGGCCCAAGAGACAAAAUCAGUUGAAAUAGACUCUAGUAAUAAAGCGUCACCAACACCUAAGACACUCUCUUUAAAUAGACGUGGCAAAGCUAAUAAAGAAACUAAAACUGAGACAAAAGAAAGCCAAAAUGAUAUCCCAAAAUCUCAAGAGAAGUCAAGCAAAAAGACAACCCAAACUCCAAAACAACCUGAUCCUCCAAAAAUUGUUGUUACUAACGAGAAUAACAAGGCAGUUAGUAGCCCAUUCUUUGAAAGUAAUAGCAAUACUACAACUAAAUCUACAACACGGAGCCGAUCAAAAACCGCCGACGUAAAAAACGCGCAGGAUUCUAAAGAUUCUGCUAAUAAAGACACUAAAUCCAGAUCAAAGAGUGCAGGCACUCCUGAAACUAGUAAAUAUUUCAAAGACAGUAAAAAAACGACAACUAAAAGAACCAAAAAGGCAGCUAAAGAUCCAGACGAUGAGCUAAGAGUGAGUCACAGGGAUCUCGUGCCGAAGACAAAUACCUCUAAGAAUGAUGUGACUUCUACACUGAUUGCAAUCAUGAAAGACAGAAUGGAAGAGUCCAUGAAUAAUGCUAAGGUGGUUAAGAAAACGAAAACUGUAAAAGCAGGAAAAUCAAAGGCAAACAAAGGCGACAGCGACUACGAACCCGAAGCAGCGAGCGACGACGAUUUCAAGCCGACCAAGAUCAGUCCGAAACCAAGUACGAGUCGCAAGAUCGACCGUCGAGUGCUAUCCACAGACGACGAGGCUCCCAGAGACAAGACGGACGUGUGGUGCGAAGUGUUCGUCGAAGAGUUGGAGCAGUGGAUAGCUGUCGAUGUGGUGAAAGGGCAGGUCCACUGCACAAAUGAGAUUUACAGCCGAGCAACCCACCCCGUCUGCUACGUCGUCGGUUGGGACAACAACAACUAUCUCAAAGACCUCACACGGCGCUACGUGCCCCACUGGAACACGGUCACCCGCAAGCAACGCGCCGAGCCCUCGUGGUGGGACACGGCUAUUGUCCCGUGGAAGGGGCCCAGGACGGCUCGGGACAGGGAGGAGGACGAAGCUUUGGACAGGAUGCAGUUAGAUGCUCCGCUGCCUAAGAGUAUUGCUGAAUACAAAAACCACCCCCUGUACGCGUUAAAGCGUCACCUGCUGAAGUACGAGGCGCUGUAUCCGCCGGACGCGGCCACGCUGGGGUUCGUGCGCGGCGAGGCGGUGUACGCGCGCUCCUGCGUGCACGUGUGCCGCUCGCGGGACACCUGGCUCAAGGACGCCAAGGUGGUGAGGCUGGGGGAGAAGCCGUAUAAGAUCGUCAAAGCACGCCCCAAGUGGGACAAGCUAUCCAACAAGCUGAUAACGGACAAGCCGCUGGAGAUAUUCGGGCCGUGGCAGGUGCAGGAGUACGAGCCGCCCGUGGCCGAGAACGGCGUCGUGCCGCGCAACGCCUACGGCAACGUCGAGCUGUUCAAGGCCUGCAUGUUGCCUAAAGGCACCGUACAUAUCAAACUACCGGGCCUGAACAAAGUAGCCAAGAAGCUGAACAUAGACUGCGCCCCGGCCAUGACGGGCUUCGACUUCAACGGCGGCUGGUCGCACCCGGUGUAUGACGGGUUCGUCGUGUGUCAGGAGUUCGAGGAGGUCGUCACGCAGGCCUGGCUCGAGGAUCAAGAAGAGAUGGAGAGGCGCGAAAGAGAAAAAACCGAAGCAAGGGUCUAUGGCAACUGGAAACGGCUGAUCAAGGGUCUCAUGAUCAAGGAGCGACUCAAGCUGAAGUACGGGUUCGAGGAGCCCAGCACUUCGGACAAGACUAAGAAUUCUAAAGGUCCACGAUUUGUGACGAGGAAAAAGAAGUAAGGUUCGAAAGUGAAUUGAAUACUUACUUCAGAUGGCGCCACAGUCUUAGUCCAAUCUCUUCUUCCUUGCCGUAUCCGGCAAUGGCGACUCCAUCAACAAUUCUUAUCCGGGUCAUGAAAUGCCCUUAUGUGGCUCGCAAAACCAAACUUUGUCUUGAAGAUGCGGUCACACGAUGCGCAAUGGAGUUGUCCAGUCGAGUUGUGGGUGUAUGUGUAGGAGGGCUUAGUUUGGCAAGAGUCACUUGUCAUGCAGAAAGAAUCAUAUGGUCUUUUUCUUAUGCUAGUAUUAUAAGAGCAAAAAAGGGACGAGUAUAGAGUUACACCAAGAAAACUCUGAUUUUGAUAGGCCACGCAGUGCAAGUAUUAUUUAUACGUCAUAAUUUUAUAAAUAGAAGGUCGUGUUUUUUAAAGUUUUUUUACCUACGUGAGAAAAGCAUGCAUUUGAAUUUUAGAGGUUUAAGCCCAUGUUAAUGUGAAACGUACCGAUUAUGUUUAGUUCGUAAAUACUUUUUACUGUGGAAUGAAGAUGUUGAACGGAAAAAUCUUAAUAGUGACAUUUAUCGAUUUGGCAAUACAUAAAGUUAGACCAUGAAAAGCAGCGAUUUUGGUAGCUCACGCAGUGCAAGUGUUAUGUAAUACGUCAUAAUUUCAUAGAAGUUUGACGUUUAAAAUAACACUGGCACCAACUUGCACUGCGUGGGCUAUCAAAAUUUCUGCAGACUUUUCUUGGUCUAACUCUAGUUAUAUUAUUCUAGUGUUACUCACAAAAGUAAUUGGUCGUGUUUUUUAAGGUUUUUUUAUACAACCUACAUGAGAAAAGCAUGCAUUAGGAUUGUAGAGAUUUAACCAUAUGUUAAUUUUAAACUUGCAAUUAUGUUUAGUUUGAAGAAUAAGAAAAAUCUGAACGGGUUCCAGCAGGCGUUCUACAUGACAUAAAAGCUCUCCAAGGGGCCUCUACGUGUUGGAUCUGUGUCCCCACGCAAGCCUAUCAAAAAACCGGGAUUAUAGGCCCGUGAUAUCCAAGGAGAAAAAUCUCAAUAGUCACAUUUAUCGAUUCGGCAAUACAUAAUCACAAUGGGACAUAUCAUGAUAAUGUCAAUGUCAAUUCAGUACCACCGAUAUUUAUUAUAUUUUUUUUUCGAUUUUUGACUUAUUAUCAAGUCACCUCAAAAAAAUGUAUAUGUUUAUGAUGCUCAUUCCAAGAGAUUAGAUCAGUGAAAUCAUACCGCCUAUACACUUUAAUUAUAUUAAUUAUGUACUAACAUCUCAAAUAUAGUUAUUAUAGUACCUAUAAAGUUAAGUCAAUCUUUUGUUAAUUGUUAUAUGUCUAUUCUGCGGGUAUUAUUUGCUAUUGUAAAAUUAAUUGUUAUUUAUGGUUCAUUUGUUAUCAUUUAAAUGUUGAAAUGCUUGCAAUUGAUUAUGUUAUGCGUGUUUUUAUUUUUUAUUUUUAACAUUAUUAUAAUGAUAAUUAUUACGAUAAAUUAAAAGUUAUAAUUUUA